Pocillopora meandrina is the source of this 11838-nucleotide messenger RNA. The record is from the annotation of a GenBank genome assembly. NCBI's taxonomy places the organism in Eukaryota, Metazoa, Cnidaria, Anthozoa, Scleractinia, Pocilloporidae.
AUUCGCCUUCAUAACCGCUGGAGUGAAGAUUAUUGAGAAAAGUCAUUGGCCAAAACUUCAAGAUGUCUUCUGUUGGUGAUCUUUCUGUUGGUGAGUGAUUUAAUGAGUUGCUUUAACCAUUGACUUUUAUGAUCAAGCUAGAAAUACUUUAGGAGGAAUAUAACUGAAUCGACAACUUCGCAACGGAACUCUCUUGACACCUAGUAACAUUAUCAUCGAGUCACUACGCAGGGGCCUCUAAUUUUUGGUAAAUUUUGUGGUGGUAGUUUUAUUAGAAAAAGUUUAAUCAAAACCUGGUAACAUUGUUUAUAUGAAGAAAAAUGCUCAGAAAAGGCUACGGGUUUUAGUUUUAGUGUGAAUAAGUGAAUAAUUUCGCAAUAUAUUUUGAAAUAUAUAGGCGGAAGUAGACUCAGUAUCUUUCCAUAAAACGUGGAAAACGUAACUGAGAAAAGUCAAUACAAGGAACUGAGGCUGUAACGUCUUAGGUACAAUAAAAUACGGUCUGGAAUUGCGUGAUCAAAUUGCUUCAGCGAAGGAGUCGCGAGACGCAACAAACCGAUAAAAAGUCAAUUACAUUCUUCUUCUAACCAUAUAUGACACAAUUUUAGUAAUACCGUAAAACCAGCUUCGGAAGUUCGUAACGUGGAAUACUUCACAUUAUCUUUAACUUAAUAUUGGUGUCGUUUUAACGCUUGAAUCAGCGACGAAAAGUGCAUGGUCAGUGCUAAGUUAGGACGUACAUUAUGAGUUGCCCCUGUCGUACAUGUAUGCAAAUUAAGAUUUGCCCAAUCACGUCUCGUGCAAAUUUUAAAAAUUUAGCCGAUAACAUGCAUCAUAAAAAGCUUAUUUACUUUUUCAAUCGUUUGUUCUUUAAAAUUUGAUGUUUUUGUAUCUCAACCAAAAAUAGUAUUUUUGGGGUUCGUCUGGCCUAAGGACUUGAACAUCGAUGGUGACUCAGUGCCAUGUCAGCUUGUGUCAGUUCAUGCUUGAGUGAGUACUCAGCUAAAAAAAGAGGAGAGGAUACUUGAAUGGAAAAUAUCUUAUCUCCUGAGGCACAACUCUUGUCUUUUUGUUUUACAAAAUAUGUUUGAACACUGCUUAGAGUGUUUUUCCUUAGACUUUUUUAAGGCGAAAAGACUCUAUACAACUUGGUUGUUGUCUCUUGUCUACAACCAGGAGGUCACAAGGAAACGUUUUUAUGAACUAAUCAUGCGUCACGCAACCAUGGACAGUUCGUUUAAGAAAAACUUACUCCACGUUUCAAACUUAACAUUUCAUUCAUGAAGUGGAUUUGCAGUAUUUUUUUUCUUAUUGAUAUAACGAGGAAGUAUUAUUUAAAAAGGGAAAAUUUUCUCUUUUCACCCAACGAGAAAUGCAGCUAUCCAAGUUUAAGCGGCUUAUUGUUCGGUAUCUCUGAUUUGAAAAUAUCUGAGGUCAAGAGAAUAUUUUCAUGCAUGCUGAGGUACGAUAGCUAUGAAAAGACCAACAGGUAACCUCUUUAGAAGCCUUGUGAAAAGGACAUGAUGGUGGAUGGCCAAUAAAGAGAAGUCAGUCGUUUUUCUCUUUCCUCUAGCAAUUCAUCGUCCAACCAGGCUCAUUCCACUGUAUGUUCCCCCCUUUUCCCCUUUUUUUCGGUACCACUUUUUUUGUAUUCCUCAAUCUUGUCUCGGAUCUCCCUCUGAACCUGUCUGUGUCAGUGGCUCCAUCAAAUCUUAGGAUAUGCCACCUUGCAGAAAUACCCAAAUAAGUUUGAUAAGCAGAUCGUGGAAAACUUGAAGAAAGAUUUUAUUCACUCGAAGAGAGAAUAUUUUAUCAUUUUAAUUAGCGACUAAUGCCUAAAAGAGCCGCUAAAUUUGCUAAGAAAGCGAGGUCCAAAAUAUAACACAUUAACCCUAUCGACGGAAUGAUGGAUGUUGAAAUGGCAGAAUGGCAGAAUAUCCUGCAACGCGAAAUGUCUUGUUGUGGGAAGCAAAAGUCUCACCUGAAAAAUGGAAUUGCAAUGAAAUAAGAAAACAAUUUAUAAUUAAUAGGCAAAAUUAAAAGAGGCAUAGUUUAAUCACUAUUAAAGCCUAGUGAAUAGACAGAUAGAGGAACAGUAAGGUUUUUGCACCAGCCCCUAUAAAUAAUCAAUGCUAUUACUAUUGUUAUCAUUGAUAUUAAUCUUUCUCUUGAGGAACAGAGUUCUCGUAAAUGUGUGGAAUGCGGUAGGUUUUCAAUUCUGUUUUUAAACAAAUCUUCAUUUGCAACGCCACUACCUUUUAACAUCAUUCUUCAAACUCUAGUUAUUUUCAGUGCUACAAAAAUUGCGCUGAAUCAGUAGCCAUAUGCAGUCUUAACUGCCUAUUUGUUUUCUUUUAAGUGAAGCACAAGCCGCACAAAGCACUAGGCACGAGUCGGCGCUUAGCUAUCUAAACAUUCCAAGCCAUGGCAACAGGCUUUAAUCACGAUAUUUAAGUGUUUGGAAAAGAGAGCCUGGGUCGAGAUUACUCAGGGAGGGGAAAAGUUGGUUCGUACCUUCUUAUUCAGUUUUGGUUGAACUUUUUGCCUGUCUCAGAGCAUAGAGUUUAAUAAAGAUACAGUUGGUGCAAGCUUUGUUCUUAAUUUCAAGUCAAGCAAAUCUUACCUAUGUAACGACGAGCGAAGGACCUGCCCCACACAAGGAUAAUUCGUAGCAAAACAGCGACACAAAUAUUCAUCAGUAGCCGCAUCAUUUGUUUACGGUUCAGCGUUGGGUUUAUCUUAAUCUAAUUUAUCCACUGAGAAGUACACCUUCCUUCGCUCACUUGACUGGUUUCCAGCCGCACAGCAUACAUCUGAAGCGCUUUUCAAUCUCGAGUUCUUCGCCGUAGUCCUUUUGCCAAGGAGAGAUUUUUGUAAAUGCACUACGGGUCCGACAUUGAUCAAGUACAUGCAAUUGUCAAAAUUAUGUUCGUGACGUUGAAUUUACAGUAGAACGACGUUGCCCGAAAAAAAAUCGGCAUUUAUAGUUUACAAUAGCUUAUUUGCGUAAAAGAGGUCUAUCGACUGGUAAGUAAUUCUCGUCUAUUUCUUUCAAAUAAAGUGAUUUAACCUCUUUUGCUCUAAAUCAUGACUGAAUGCAUUCGUAAGUUUUAGACAUCUAGGCCGUAGUCACGAUUAUCCAAAGUUGCGAAUAAAAUGUUUGUAAUUUCGAAAUAAGUCCAGAAUCACUGCUUUCAAUGGAAGCAGGUAACACCACCAACGUUAGCAAUGAUUGCAAGAAGGCCAACAACUUUCCAGCUUUUAACAUGUCUAGAAUUGCGUAAUUGCGGAACUUAGGCGGAAGCUUUUUAAAAGAACUGGCUACACAGUUUCGAAAACGGCUUUGUACACAUUAGUUGAGCUCGCGAUCAGAAGAAUAUUGUUUGUGUUUAAUAGUUUAAGAGAUGUAUGAGUUAACACAGACAAGAAUAUUUCCAUUCGAAGUGUUUUCGAUUUGUGUGAAAGUUUACACCAGCUAUUGUGACAUUUGAAACGCCGGGUCGUGCAUGUAAUGACACGCUCUGGCUGUCAGAUAAACGCGUGGGUUACUAAUACUCUAAAAGAAUAAGACUGAAUUGUUUCUGAGCAUUGUUUGUCUUUAGGUGAAUGUUAAUGGUUAACAUCGCGUCCAUGCCUCAUUGAGCUUUAGAAAUUUUGCAUUGUCAUGGCUGAUAGGAUGCUAAUCGACAUUAUUCGUCUUUUUGAACAAUUUUGAUACAGAAGCUACUGCAUUUCCCUUUUACAUUUUGGUAUCGUUGAUAUCAGUUUUAUCCUUAAACCACACAUAAGGCAUUAAAGGGGAAGUACAGUCUAGAAAAAUUUUACUUUUAUUAAAAGAACUUUUCCUCAGGAGUUGGAAAAUAAUUGCCGUUUUCGUUCAACUUUCUCUCGUUAAAGUCCACACUUACUCAAAAACUUACCUACAUUAAGAAAACAAAGCAUACAAACUAAAGAGGUAUAUUUACAAUUAAUAUUGUGGUGAAGUUCACCCUUAUAAGAAAAGAUUUCAACACCACAUGCAAUAAAAGGGCUGACAACGAACUGCAUUUGUUUCUUACGGUACGCAUCAGACUAACUUGCUAACAACUUUAGCAUUUUGUUUGCAUGAAUUUUAUGAAAAAUGUUUAUUCUGUCGGUACUUACUCAUUUGACGGAUGACUUCAUUUCUCACUUAGUGCAUGCUAACGAGGGCUGCUUUCAUAGACGUCGGCUAGUGAACACAUGGGUCCAAAUGAUUCGUGCUCAGUAAUACACUGAAGCUUGUUCCCUGCAAUGUCAAUGAUAGUUCAUAUCACUCAGUUAGCAGUGUGGAAUAAAUCCUUCAUUUUGUUUUACUUUUCUGUCAUGUUUAGGGUUGAAAUUAUCUGCCAUUUUACGUCAUAAUUCAGAGUUUAUAGAAGAACUGUGUUUGUGCUUGGACCGUGAUACAAGAGUGAUGCGUAAUUGGAGACAUUUGGCAUCAAUACUGGAUGUCGACUCGGAUGUGAUUACACGACUAGGACAGUAUGGUGACUUCAGUCCUACCAUCCGAUUAUUUGAUUAUCUCGCGGCCUCGAAUCCAGAUUUGACGAUUAAAGAGCUAAAAGACAUCCUAUUAGAGAUCGGGAGAAACGACCUAAUCAGUUUACUGAUCACAAGAGGUAUAACACAAAAUUGACUGAAGUCAAUUGCUAUUCUGUCUCUGUCAUCUUUUAAGAGGACUUUCAGUAUGGGACGUUUGGAGGUUGCCGUAUCUCCUCAGACACAGAUUUUGAUACUGUUAGUUAGUAAACCUUGUUGGUGUUGUUUUUUUUUUUUUGGGACGGUAUUGGCUCACUGAAAAAUGACCCAUUGAUCAACUGUCUAAAUUUAAUAGAUUUUAGGGAGCUUUUGAAAACUUGAAGGAUUGUUAUGUUGGAUUAAUAACUAAGUAAUUUCCUGGCUACAUUUCACAGCUGUUCAAUUUUAUAUAAGGGAGAAUUGUGAGUAUUGUGAAACAGUGCAUGGAAUUCUGCUCAUCACGAGUGUGACGUAUCUUUAUUUGUUUUUUAUUUAAAUUUUUUCCUCUGUGUGUGGCAGUUUAUCAAAAAGGUUCUCAGGAAUUCAUACUGAGUAUGUUUCUCUUAAUUUGUUUGACUAUCAGCCGGUUGCACUGACACUGAAAGAGUUCUUGAUGUGAUCACUUCGCCAAGUGAUGAAGCUCCUUCACCCACAGUUAGUCUUUUGGACGAAAUUGCGUUAGCUUUAGACAGGACGUCACUGGUUUUGUCAAACUGGUAUACCUUGGCGUUAAAACUGGGUGUGUCUAGAAAAACCUGCUGGACGUUUGAGAGACGAUCGACUGAAAAUCCGACCGGCAGAUUGUUCCAGCAUUUGGCUACAACUUGCCCACAAAAGACACUUUUAAGUCUUAAGGAAGCUCUGGAUUCUAUUAAGAGAAAGGAUCUGGUGAAUUUUCUUCAUGAGGAGAAACUGAGAGGUAAAGUGUCGAGCACUGCAUCACAAAUAACUUAAGUUUAACGACGCCUAGCACCUUUGCAGCCUGGAUUUUGUUUCUAAGUUAUCGAUAGAAAAGUCAGACUCUCCUGUUUUUCAGGUGGUCCCUAACUAUGAAGAGCUCAAUAUGCAAUUGGCCGCAUGAGUAUUUCAAGAAUCGAUUGGACAAAAGUUCUCUCCGCGCUGAGGCCCCUUUUCUUGAAAGUUAACUACUAAUGAUCUGUGGAUACCUUUAUUUUUCUGUAGACGACAUGUUACUUAAGGAUAUCAUAACCCCUGGAUCGGAACUCUUAGAAAGAUUGGCGCUAGAACUUAAUCGAGAGGACAAUCCCGGAGUCAAAAACUGGACACAUCUGGCCUGGAAAAUGGAAGUACCAGCUGACGUGCGUCGGGAGUUUGCUAAUGUCAAACAAGUCAGGAAAAGUCCUACAAAAGAGGUUCUAGAAUGGGUGGCCGCGCACUUCCCUGAAAAAGCAUUAAGUGACGUUGCAAAAGCUUUAGAUGAGAUUCAGCGAAAUGACACAAUACAGAUAAUAUCCAAGUAUUUUCCCAACACAGUUGGUAGGUUCUCGCUGAUAUAAGUACAUUGGGGUUUAUUGGACAGUUUCAGUCUUUGCCUUUCCUGAAAUAAUCUCUUUGACUCCUCGGUGCGGCACUUUCAGUUUCUUAUGCCCAAGCCUGCUUCUUUUUGUUAUACAAGCCAUGAUCUCUAAUGUGCAUCACCUCGUACCCCUUGUACAAGAGAUGGCUAGAAGAAAAGUAUUCGGGUACAGGCACAUGCUAGGUUUUUUUGGAUGUCACAACAACGCUUACAAAAAAAAAAAAAAACAGGAACAAUAAAAAAUUAAUUAUACACACAAAAAGUCCUAUGUAUACAUCUUAAACUCUGACUCUCUAGCUCUGAUUUUUUUUUUUUUACAACUCAAGGUCCGUAAAACUACUCUCGCACAUGCGAAGUAAGAUCGACUUAACUAAGCUAUCCUCUCAUAACAUUGAAUACCUUUUCUCUUCCUUCAGAUUCAGCCUUGCAAGGACUUGGUCGUUCAUUCAAGGACAGCUUAACCAUGCCAGAUCCGACUGGUCAGAUGUUUUCAACUAGCUUCGAGAGAGAAGAGCAGGAUUCCUUUCCUAACAAAGGUAAGAAGGAAAGCGUUAAUUCACCCGUGAUGUUCAUAGAAUUAGCUAGUUAAGAAGCCUUGGUCGAAAUUGUGCUAUGAUUAUGUAACUAGGAACAGUCAUUUUCAAUGGGUUUGUCAUCAUUUCUUUGUCCUUACUUAGCUCAGUUAUUCGAGGAGCUAAGUGGAUAGAAACCUCAUCAAAAAGUAAUCUUCGCAAAACUAUAUGUUGAUGUUUAUGUCGUUGUAGCUUGUAUACGACGGUAGAUUACUAACAGCUUCACGCUUAAUGCCUUCUCCCCACUUCAAGUGGUGUUUUCAAUCUUGAACAGUAUAUCACCAUGGUCGCAUUCAAAAUGCGAAAGCUUAUUAAAGGCUGUUUGCGCCUGAAUUUAAGCCAAAGGCAAUUUCAUGCCAAAAUCAUGUUUUGAAAAUUGCAAAAUCAACAACCACGUUUACAAACGGCGAUUUUCCCUAACUUAGGAUCCGAUUACCCAAAGAGUUCAGUUGCUCGAUUUCUGAGAAAUGCUUAAAGCGUUUAGCCCUUCUAAACCUUCCGUCUACAAAAGGUUUAUCUGUGGCAUUUUCUGUUUGUGGAACGUAUAUAAGUGAAAGCAAGAUCCAAAGUUUUGUUGUUUUUCCUACCAACUUCCACGCAACUAUUAAACUCACACUCUUAUUGUCACCAGAGUUGCUCUUCCUUUUUAUUGGGCUGCUGUGCUUUAUUCCAAUGAAUAGUGGAAAGGGAUAAAUGGUCUUAAAUGGUCUUUCUGUCUUUUCACUUGCAGAAGUGAAGGAACAAUCUGGUCAUUAUGGUAACUUGCCAGAUCGGAUUGAUUUGGUGGGCCGCAAUGAAACAUGCGAACGUAUCAUAACUGCCCUGUCUUCAAACAUGGCUGUUGAAAUUGUAGCACCACCUGGAUAUGGGAAAACGUCGGUGGUAAUAGAGGUCGCUCAUAGGAUGAUCGAAAGGAAAACGUAUGUCGCGUACGUUAAACCUCGAGGUGUCACUUGUGUAGAAGAUUUAGCAAGCAAAAUAAUCGAGACUCUAGGGUACGUUCCUGGCGAAAACACAAUAACUGAAGCAUUAAGUUGCAUAUCUUCUCUAAAGAGAAAAAGUGUUGUGUUGAUCAUUGAAAACAUUGACAACUUACUGCAUCUUGAGGAUCAAUUGAGCAACGAUAAAUACCAUCAGGAAUUAAAAUCUGAAAAUUGCUGUACUCAAAUGUGGGGUAAAGUCACGCAGGGCGACUUUUUGACAUUUCUAAAAUACCUCGGACAAAGUCCAAACAUCCAGCUUGUCCUCACAUCACGAGAAACCUAUGAUUUCAAUGCGUCUCUUCCUUUCGAACUGAUUAACCUAGAACCUCUGAAUGACAAUGAUUCAGCCUCUAUGUUCUCAAAGUGUGAGGAUGGCCUGGACGACGAUCUGAUUAAGGAGCUGGUCAGCGUUUGUGGUGGUAUUCCCUUGAUGAUCUGCACAGUGAUCUCGAUUCUAAAGGGAGAAAAUCCCCAGAAAGCGACCCAACUUUCCACAACUUCACCUAGUUGUCUUGCUAGAGAACUUUUAGCCAACGAGGAUCGCAUCGCCAAAUCUCUUGAAAUCUGUUUUGAUCGCUUAAGUCAAGAAAAUCAGAAGAUUAUUUUGAUGCUCUCAACAUUUCCACACAGAUUCACGCAAGAGCAAUUUCAAGCAGUCUUUGGGUCAUCUGUCACGGCUGAUUUGCAAACUUGCCUAAAUUCCUUGGGGCAUAGCAACCUCCUUCGCUUCCACAGGACAAAUUGUCAGUAUUCCUUCCAUCCUUUCAUACGAGAUUUCUUUUCACUGAAGUCCGAUCACAUGGACGCCAAAUCAACCUUCAUUCGUCAUUACAGUGACUUGGCUGUUAAACUUUGCGAAACAUUCUUGAGUAACGAUUGCAAGUUGGCAAUUGAUCAGUACAGAUCUGAAAAGGACAACAUUCGGGAAGCCAUGGCUUGGUGUGGAGACGAUCAUCCUGAGCUUGACCAAACUUUCAGGGAGCAAUGCAUCGACGCCUUUAACGAGGCUGCUGGAUUUCUUGCCAAGGUGAUGCGCAAACAAGAAUUUCAGUCGCUCUUUUGCAAGCUUGCGUAUCAAUGUCGCUCCCACUUGCACCUCUACAGUGCUUGCUUGACGAACAUCGGAAUGAAGAUAGUGUUAAGCUGCACAUGUACCCCACACAUUUGUCCAAGAGCCUUGUAUCAGGCCAGAGAAAUGUUGACUCAAGCAAUUGACAUUCAAUCAAGACAUAUGGACGUGAAGGACACCACUCGUGCCCAGUGCAUGAGCAAGUUUGGAUUUUGUUAUGUUCGCGAGGGGCGCGUUGAUGAGGGCUAUGAAUAUCUCGAGAUCGCCUUGAAAUUGCGACGGGACAGAGUAGAGAAACUAAACAGGAUCAAAGAUCAUGUCAUGUUAGCUGCCUGUUUCAACGAUGUAGCAGGUUAGUGGCAAUUAAAUUUCUUAAUGCUUUCAUGGUAAGAUCUAUUCGUAAAGGGGAAUCAUCUGCGGAAAGUUAUCCCCAUUGAAUCUUUUCCAUGAAAGCUAGCAAUAAGAUCCACGAGCACCUCGCACAAGCUUCAUUACGAACGAAAUUGUUUAAGUACCAUUUAGAUAAAUUGAUGCAACAAUUAGGAGGUGAUGUUGGUGGCAUAUGCUGUUGUGUAGAAAGAACUCAAGGCCAUUUUCCUUCACCACUCUAGUACUCAAUUGGUAUGGCUAAUGCGGGUCUUGUAAGUUAAAUAAAAAGCGCAGUUUUAAAAAUAGACAGGCGAUCGACCUUGCAUCAUUCUGGUUUCUUUUUUUUUUCUUUUGACCAACGACCUCUCAACCUCUCUACAUCAUCGCCCAGAAUGCAAAGACAUAUCCGGGACCUUGACUGCGCCGCCGGCGGUGAAUUUGAAAAUUGAUUAGUGAAGUGGGCUAAAAUAAAAGAGAAAUUGAUUUGAAAAUAUCGAAGAGAGCUUGCAUUUUUUAAGUUCUCGUCCAAACUACGCAAUAUUCUUAGUUUUAGCAGGUGGCUUUUAUAGGAGAGAAAUAAAAAAAAUAUAUUUUUCCAUUCUCGCCUCAUUGUAUCUUCCUUAAUCCCUGGCUAUUUUUAUUUAAAAUUUGGCCAUUUUAGUCAUUGCACUCUUCUGGUUGAUCGCUUUUUUUUUUUGACUCGCAGCUUCUCAAAUGGUGCAGCGAAAACACAUGAUGGCCAUCCAAACAAGGCUGUCACAUGUCCUUCCUGUUUAUGAAGAGAACCUCGGUGACCACCCUUUUACGGCAACCACUCUUAGUUCGAUUGGUAACAGUUACCACGCCUUGGGUGACUACGACAACGCCAUUAAAUACAGCAGCAGAUCAAUUUCAAUCCGAAGGCAACUGUUGGGGCAACAUCAGGAAACUGCGAAGUCUCUGUAUGAUGUGGGUGUGGCUUACAGCGCGAAACAGGACUACGAAACGUGAGUAAACAUAGUUUGCUAUUUAUUGUAAGGCAUUUUGUAGAUCCGAUACCCUCUUAGCAAAGGUUAACAACAAAAUCGAGUGCAAGCAAUAUCGACCCUUGCAAAAACUUUUAUUCUUCGUGCCUUUGUUCCUUUAAACUUUUCAUCGUAAUCAAUGCAACUCCAUCAAAAUGUCAAGUUUACAUGAAUUUCCCAUUGUUAAAAUAUUAGAGGAACACAUGGUAGUCAAGAACGAGGGGAAGAAAACUACUCUCGAGGCGUGCUCAUUUGGUCCAAAAAUGUUUCUUUGUAUUCUUACCGCGUCGACAAGUUUUUAGGUAGUUUAGCGACAAUUGCGAUGCGUGUGUUGUUUGCUUGUUAGAUCACGUCCUUAUCUUCUAAUUUUGCUGCUGUCGAGUCAAUUUUCCUGUACAACCUCAAACUUUUUGUAUUUUGGUUUAGCAAAUUGCAGUGAAUGACUCAAAGGUGAUAUCUAAAAGACUGUAUCACGACGCAAAUAUUUUUCAUCGCAGAAUUCUUUCUUGAACGGUAAGAUGAGGAAUGAUGUAACAUUUCCUAAGAGAAUAUAUCAUAUGGAUGUGAAUCUCGCUUGGUAAAAACACUAGCAGAUAUGUGACACCUCUUUUGGAGGAAAAACGUCUAGGAAAUUCAUUAUUUGACGUUGCAUCUUUCUUAGAGCCCUCCACUACCUGAAAAAGGCAGUUGAUUACCAAGAAAAAGUGUUAGACACACAGGACGAGCUGAUUCACACCCACCAAGCGAUGUCGAUUGUUCUUUGUGCUCUUGGAAGAAACAAAGAGGCAGAAGAAGAAGUAAAUCGCGCGGGGGAGUGCGCAAGCAAGCUAGAUUCUUGGGAGGCUCCUUUAGAUAAACUGAGGACCCAAGAACGAGACAGCGAAUAGAUAGAUGUUUUCCCCUCAAAGCCACGGAAUUCAGCAUUGUAGAAAAACCUUUUGCAUUAAACCGUUUUAGGAUGUAGAUUUGACAAUAGAUCAAUCGAUUGAACAAAGAGAAUCAAUGCUUUGAUAUUUACUAAGUUUCCGUUCAUUGAUUUGGUUUGUUACUCACUGCGGUCAGUAAAGUGCCAGUGUUAAGGACACUAGCCAGAAGGCUCAUUAUUGAAUUGAUUAGUGAUUAAUUUAAUAGUUUCAGAAUGAUCCUAGAUACGAACAUAGUCACAAUGUUUAUCUGUUUGUCUAUAUUUUUAUUGGUUUUGUAAUCGGACCUCUCAGCGUCACCACGCGCAUAUAAAAGGCGAGUUUAGCGUCCCUGUAAUCAGUUCUUCGUAAGUUUUUGAGUAGUCUUGGUAAACUUUCUUCCUUUCAUUUUCUUAAAACUUUGGCAUAAGAGGGAACGAUAUGUGAAAACCUUUAUAACUUUGUUUUCUAAAGUUUAGUUUCUCAGUAUUGGGCAAAAGUAUACAAACAGACAUUUUGUUGUAGUACCUUAUUUUCAAUUGAUUUAAGAUUAAAAUGCCAAAAUUGUAUCAGAUGAAAGUGAAAGCCCACCAUUUGGAUAAGAACAAUGGGUUGUUAACCAGCCACCAAGAUUCUUGUAAUUUUUGUACCGAAACUUUUGUACUUUAACGUAGUUUGUACUGGUUUUUUGUAUUAUUCAUUGUCAUUCUAAUCUCGUUAUCGGCGUUAAGGCUCAGUUUUUUACGCGCAAUUUUUUUAUUAAGUAUUUCGCAGCAUUUCACUAGAUUGAUAGAAUUUACUUGUUUUAUUGUUUCAGUUUACAACUGAUUGUGAGAUUGAUCGUUGAUUGUGGUUUGUGGUCG